Molecule: messenger RNA, 627 nt
Organism: Meloidogyne enterolobii
Lineage: Eukaryota; Metazoa; Nematoda; Chromadorea; Rhabditida; Meloidogynidae
Source: the annotation of a GenBank genome assembly
AUGAUUAAUAAAAGACAAGCUUUCUCAUCUGGCAAUUCAACAAUUCAAAGUAAUAAUAGUUCAAGUAACAGAAUGAGUGGAAAUUUUCAUUCAAGUCAAAAAAGUAAACGAAAAUUGGUUAGAUUACAAAGACAACAUUGCAUAAUUGAUGAUGCUCCUUCUGAAGAAAAUUCUGUUGGAAAUGAUUUUUGGAUUGGUGUUGCUCCUUUAUUGGAUAUGGCUGGAACAGCAAGAAUUUUAGCGUGCAAAGCUGCGAACAUUUCCUCUGCAAUGUUAGCACACAGAAGAAAAUCAUCGGCACUUCCAAGUAUCGGCUGCGGAGGUAUUCAUUUUCCUCCCCCUUCAGCAUAUUGUGGGAAAAAAUCAUCAGGAGCAAGCAGCAUUUUGUUAACAAAUCCAAAAUGGCAACAAUAUGAACUUCAUCACCAUCCAUCAACUUCAAUGCAACAACAACCUCAAUUAUCAAAUGCCCCUUCAUCUCAUUCUGCAAUUGCUUCGGCAGCUAAUCGCCGUCAAACAGCUCGGGAAUCUGUCGCAAUUUUAGCUGAAAGUUGGGGUGUUUUUGCUGUUGACCCAAAUGCUGCUUCUGCAAAAGAGGAAAUAACUGGUAAUAAAAUAGUAAUAUAA